AGAGGCGAGCAGUUGACAUUAUAACACACAUAAUGGCGAAUUCCGUUAUCCCUGAGCAUCACCGCAAUCUUUGUUUCUCUCUUGCUUUCAUUUCCUUCAUAAUUUUUACGGGUGCUCAGGUUGCUCCAAGUGUUAUCGUGUUCGGGGACUCACUUGUUGAUGUAGGUAACAAUAACUUCCUUGCGCUGUCACUCGCCAAAGCUAACUUUCCUCAUAAUGGAGUUGAUUUCGAUGGAAGCAAGUCGACUGGGAGGUUCAGUAAUGGCAAGAAUGCUGCUGAUUUUUUUGCUGAAAAGUUAGAAUUACAAACCUCACCGCCAUAUCUGUCAACUCAAAAGGAAUCUUUUUUCUUAAAGAGAAUUAAAAAGGAUUCAUUUUUCUUGAAAAGAAUUAAAAACGAUGAAUCUAACGCCAUAAAAGCAGUUCUUCAGAAUGGGGGCAUCAGUUUUGCAUCAGGAGGAGCUGGAAUCUUAAAUGAAACAAACAAAAUAUUUGUACAAUCCAUUUCAUUAGACGAACAAACAGAAUUCUUCUCAAGUGUACAUGGAGAGCUGGAGCAACAACUAGGAAAGCCUAGCGCAGCAUCUUACUUGGCAAAGUCCAUAUUUCUCAUCUCCAUUGGUGGCAACGAUAUUAUUGGUUACUCCAAACCCGAUUCAGACUUGCCCGGUAAAUACGGUAGUCCCCAGAAAUACGUGGAUACCUUAAUGUUUACAUUCCGACGCCAGUUAAAGCGGAUGUUCGAUCUAGGUGCACGCAAAUUUGCCAUUCUUGGAGCUGCAAAGACAGGAUGUUGUCCAUCAUUGAGGAGGGAAACUGAUUCAUGCAAUGAGGGAGCAAACUCCUUGUCUUUGUUGUUUAACGACGGCGUUGCAUCACUGUUGCAAGAACUCAAGACACAAUUAGGGAUCAACUACUCCAUCUUUUUAUCUUACAAUCUCGUUGAAGAUUUCAUUUCGAAGCCAGCUGAACACGGAUUUACUGAGGUUCGUAGAGCUUGCUGUGGAGUGGGCGAGUUUCGUGCUGAUGUUCCGUGCAUACCAAUUGCGGAUUUAUGUGACAAGAGAGACAGUCAUCUGUUCUGGGAUUUAUACCAUCCAACCGAGGCAGCUGCCGGAAAAGUAAUAGAUAGGUUUUUCAGUGGUACAGAUGACAGAUAUGUUUUCCCUAUCAAUGUAAACCAAUUAGUUGGAGUCGCUGAACCAACUUCCACUCCAUAAUAAGAGUAUUGCUUGUAUCCGAGAUAAUAACAUGAGUUGUCCCGUUCGGAGUCAUCCGUUAAAUUUGGAACAAUACAAAGAGCAGACAUCUGCUUAAGUUCUAGCAUGAU
Messenger RNA from Papaver somniferum (opium poppy), 1330 nucleotides. Its product is annotated as GDSL esterase/lipase At5g55050-like. The record is from RefSeq and is a predicted model, not a curated record. Bases 33 to 1220 code for a protein of 395 amino acids. NCBI's taxonomy places the organism in Eukaryota, Viridiplantae, Streptophyta, Magnoliopsida, Ranunculales, Papaveraceae. Gene Ontology annotation, molecular function: hydrolase activity, acting on ester bonds. The transcript is spliced from 5 exons.